This is a messenger RNA of Anoplopoma fimbria (sablefish), 2809 nucleotides long. RefSeq names its product tRNA methyltransferase 2 homolog A (gene trmt2a). Gene Ontology annotation, molecular function: RNA methyltransferase activity; RNA binding. Bases 102 to 1928 code for a protein of 608 amino acids. NCBI's taxonomy places the organism in Eukaryota, Metazoa, Chordata, Actinopteri, Perciformes, Anoplopomatidae. Gene Ontology annotation, biological process: RNA processing. The transcript has 12 exons. The record is from RefSeq and is a predicted model, not a curated record.
CAGAGGUCUCCGCUCCACGUGGUUAAAUCAACAUGGCAGCGCCCAGUACAUUUUUGUAAGAGUGGAAUAGAAAGUUGAUUAUAGGAAGCAUCAACAUUGAGAUGGCAGAUGUUAGCAGCAGCCCAGUGGCUGAUACUCCACCCUCAAACCAGGAGAAGCCUGAAGACCUCCCUCAGGCCUCCAACAACGACGAUGCGAAGUCUGACGACAAAGCUGAAGGGGCGAGCGAGACGGCCUCUGACCCCGGCAUGUACCGCUACAUCAAAGAGGACCUCUUCACAUCUGAGAUCUACAAAGUGGAGAUCAAGAAUCUACCCAAGUUCACAGGUUUUAACGACCUGAAGAAGUUCCUGGCCAAACACGGCCUCAACCCGCACAAAAUCAAGCUGUUCGGCAAGCAGACGUUCGCUUUCGUCACCUUCAAGAACGAAGAGGAGCGGGACAAGGCCAUGAAGAUGGUUCAUGGCAUGCAGUGGAAGGGCCAGGUGCUGAGCGUCAGGCUGGCCAAACCCAAAGCAGACCCCAUCCUGAGGAAGAGGAAGCAGGAGGAAGGAGAGGUGGCAGGAGGGCAGCCUCCAUCCAAGCGAACGGAGGGGGACGAGGAAGAGGAGCCGCUCAGCGUCCAGAUAGCCAACGUGGUGACUCCUCUGUGGAAUGUUCCUUAUGAGGAGCAGCUGAAGAGGAAGGAGCAGGAGGUGGUGGGGGUUCUGCAGAGGCUGGCCAAAGAGAUCGGCAGCACCAACAAAGCCAUGUUGCCGUGGCUGUUUGCGCAGAAAGGGAAGUACAACAGAAUGUGUUGUUCUCUGGAAGCCAUCCGACCAUCUCCUACACAGACGGAGUACAGAAACAAGUGUGAGUUCCUCAUUUCAAUGGGUGCCGAUGGUGAGGAUAAGACCAUUGGUUUCCGCCUGGGAAAAUAUAAAGGCGGCUCCUGUGCGGUGGUGGGGCCCGCUGAGACAAGCCACGUCUCAGCCGAGGCCAAGAGAGUGGUCAGCGAGUUUCAGAAGUUCAUCAGGACAACAUCAUACUCUGUGUACAGUCCUGAAACAUAUGAAGGACACUGGAAGCAGCUGACUGUAAGGACUACGAGGACCAAGCAAGCCAUGGCUGUAGCGUUCUUCCACCCGCAGAAACUUGAAGAACAGGAAGUCAGUGCGUUAAAGAGCUCCAUGAAGGAGUACUUUACAGAAGGAGAGGGGAAAGACAGCGGAGUGACCUCUCUUUACUUUGUCAGAGAGGGUCAAAGGACUUCGCCUAACCUGGAGGACUUGCCCUGUGAGCUGGUGGCCGGAGAGGGCAGCAUUCACGAGGAACUCUUGGGUCUAAAGUUUAGAAUAUCUCCUCAUUCCUUCUUCCAAGUGAACACAGGAGCUGCGGAGGUGCUGUACUCUGCUGUGGGGGAAUGGGCCCAGCUGGACCAGGACAGCACAGUGCUGGAUGUGUGCUGUGGGACGGGAACCAUCGGCAUCUCUCUGGCUAAGAGGGUAAAGAAGGUGAUUGGAAUCGAACUGUGCCAGGAAGCCGUGGAGGACGCCAAAGUUAAUGCAAAGGUCAAUGGUCUGAGUAACAUUGAGUUUCACUGCGGAAAAGCCGAGGACGUGUUCCCCAACAUUCUCAAUGCUCUGGUGUCACCCAACGUCACAGCCAUUGUGGAUCCACCGAGGGCAGGCCUACAUUCCAAGGUGAUACUGGCCAUCAGGAGGGCGGAGCAUCUGAAGAGGCUGGUUUAUGUAGCAUGCAAUGCUAAGGCAGCCAUGAACAACUUCAUUGAUCUGUGCAGGGCACCAUCCAACAGAGUUCACGGGGCCCCGUUUCGUCCGGUGCGAGCCAUGGCGGUGGAUCUGUUCCCUCAGACCAUGCACGUUGAGAUGCUCCUGCUGCUGGAGAGAGUGGACUACGACUCCCAGCAGCAGACCAGCAAGCAAUAAGGAAGAGACAUUCUGUGCGUUCUAAUACCGACACUACCAUCCUAUUUAGUUUGCUAGAAAAAGAUGUCCUACUGCAUCCGGUCAUAUUUAAGUAAGAAUGUGAUUUGGAAUUGUUGUCCGCAUUUGCACUGAAAUGCCCUGACAAAAUACGUUCUGUUGCAUGCAGUAGGAAUUCAAUUGGGCCAUACUUCAUCAUAAUAUUGCAAUUUGAACUUUGACACUCCUGCUCAUAUCUGCUUUGCAGAGGAUGUGGGUUGGAACAGUCAGAAAAAGCAUACUUGCUUGCAAACUGCAAAAUGCAACCGGAUGCAGUAGGACAUCCUGGUUUUUUUGGCACACUGACUUAAACAUACUUUGUAUUAGAAAAUACUUACUCUUUUCUGGCAUACUAAAUAGUAUUGUAAUAUGGGUUUUUUGGCUGCUCAGAGGAUCUUCGCUUUAGAAACAGGCCCUGUCUUUUUUGAUGGGUAGCACGGGCUUCCCAUACUAGGAAUGUAUGCACACACGCUGAACUCCUUUUGAAAUUUAUGUUUUCCUCUUUAUGUAAUCUGCAAGGCCUUAUAGUCUUAAUUUUAAGGGGAGAGUUCAGUCAAAUAUCAUUUACCCCUCACCAUUCUUAUUUUGUAAUGCAACAUUAAUUCAUGCCUCAAAUAAAGUUGGUGUUAAUACAGUAUGCUUUGCACUGUAUUUGGGUAACUGAGCAUCAUGGACUGUCCCUUGGCCUGUUAUGCCUUUUUUAUUCUGAGAAUUUUUUUGUCAGAUACGUUCACUCAAAAGUAGGUUUCUUUUGAAUUAUGUCUUAAAAUCACAGCUAUCUUGAUUCAAGUUUUAGUCUUCGGCCUCUUGAUCCCUUGUUCGACUGUUAAAAAUAAAACAAAGCC